CUGAAUACAGACAUCAGAACGUGCUUUUAUGAUGUAGCAAAACAUGAUACGCUCGAGGAUUAUGUUGAGUUCAGCGGUGGUCAUGAUUCACACGAUCAGAUCAACAAACGAUACGUCUGUGCUCGAUACCCGUUCGUGGCACCCGACGGCGAAAUGGUGACCAGCGCUUCCAGACCUUUGAAAAUCACACUCAGUUCAAGUGGCAUUGACAAUAAAGGCAUCCUUUUUUUGUACGAACAGUUCGAUGUUGGUGAGUUAUUUUCAGUUUUACUAGUUGGCUUCUAUUAUUUUGAUAACGUAUUGGCACCAGUGCUUGUCACGAAGUGA
Messenger RNA from Gongylonema pulchrum, 327 nucleotides. Lineage: Eukaryota; Metazoa; Nematoda; Chromadorea; Rhabditida; Gongylonematidae. The record is from the annotation of a GenBank genome assembly.